Ustilaginoidea virens is the source of this 2616-nucleotide messenger RNA. RefSeq lists its product as uncharacterized. Gene Ontology annotation, molecular function: catalytic activity. Bases 1 to 2616 code for a protein of 871 amino acids. Gene Ontology annotation, cellular component: cytosol; alpha,alpha-trehalose-phosphate synthase complex (UDP-forming). Gene Ontology annotation, biological process: trehalose biosynthetic process; cellular response to heat; fungal-type cell wall organization. The record is from RefSeq and is a predicted model, not a curated record. The transcript is spliced from 4 exons. NCBI's taxonomy places the organism in Eukaryota, Fungi, Ascomycota, Sordariomycetes, Hypocreales, Clavicipitaceae.
AUGGCGCGCCGCGAGUCUCUCACCGAGAUUCGGGCCGCCAACCCAGACUUGGGCCUCAGCGGCAACAUCAUCUCGGCCGCCUUCCACAUGCCGUACUCGUUCACAUACCGCAAGGGACGGGACUGGGACCUGAGACCUCGUCGUGGUCAGUCUGCCUUGUCAGACUCGUUCGCCUACGUCUCCUCCGACGCCACGCCGUGGAACCACACGCUCGUCGCCUGGACGGGAGAAAUCGAGUCUCCGCACGAUCCCUCGGCUGCCUCCCCGGCGGCGGAGCCGUGCGGUCAGUCAAGUGGCAGCACUCCCGUCCCCGUUGAUGCCAAUACGCGACUGCCCACCCCUCCCCCCGUUGAUGGCCUCUGGCUGCCCAGGGAGGACCAGAGCAAGCUUGAGCACGCCUUGUCGCACGGCCAGCCCAUCCGCACCGUGCCCGUCUGGCUCUCGGACGAGGCGGAUGACUCUGACGAGGGCGUCAUGCUCAAGGACCAGUCGCGAUGGCGCCGAUACGCCCACCACGACCUCUACACCCUGUUCCACUACAAGCAGCACGAGCCCACCGACGGGCGCAAGGAGCGCGUCCAGUGGGCCGACUACUACCGCAUGAACCAAAAGUUUGCCAGCAAGAUUGCCGACAUCUACAAGCCCGGGGACAUUGUCAUUGUCCACGACUUCUACCUCAUGCUCCUGCCCAGCAUGCUGCGCCAGCGGAACCCCAGCAUGUACAUAUCCUUCUUCCUGCACUGCCCGUUCCCUAGCAGCGAAUUCCUGCGGUGCCUCCCGCGCCGCAAGGAGGUGCUCGAGGGCGUCCUGGGCGCCAACCUCGUCGGCUUCCAGUCCUACAGCUACUCGCGGCACUUCCUGAGCUGCUGCACGCGCAUCCUGGGCUUCCCCUCGGACACGCUGGGCAUCGACGCCUACGGCGCCAGGGUCCAGGUCGGCGUCUUCCCCAUCGGCAUCGACGCGGCCAAGGUGGAGGCGCACGCGUGGGCGCCGUCGGUGGACGAAAAGUACGACAACCUCAAGCGCAUGUACGAGGGCAAGAAGAUCAUUGUCGGCCGGGACCGGCUGGACAGCGUCCGCGGCGUGGCCCAGAAGCUGCAGGCCUUUGAGCGCUUCCUCGAAAUGUACCCCGAGUGGAGGGAAAAGGUGGUGCUGAUCCAGGUCACGUCGCCCACCACCAUCGAGGCCGACCGGGACGGCGACGAGACCAAGAUUGCCACGCGGGUCAACGAGCUGGUCAUGAAGAUCAACGGCGAGUACGGCAGCCUGGGCUUCUCCCCCGUGCAGCACUACCCGCAGUACCUGGGCCAGGACGAGUACUUUGCCCUGCUGCGGGCCGGCGACAUCGGCCUCAUCACCUCGGUGCGGGACGGCAUGAACACGACGGGCCUCGAGUACAUUGUCUGCCAGAGGCGGGGCAGCGGCCCGCUGAUCCUGUCCGAGUUCAGCGGCACCGCCGGCAGCCUGGGCGAGGCCAUCCACAUCAACCCCUGGGACCUGAACGGGGUGGCCGAGAAGAUCAACAGCGCGCUGACCAUGUCCGAGGGCGAGCGCCGGCGCAUGCAGACGCACCUGUACCGGCACGUCACCACGCACAACGUGCAGACGUGGAUCGCCAAGUUCAUCCGCAAGGUGCACAACGUGCUGGGCGAGUGCAGCUCGGCCGGCUCGACGCCGCUGCUCGACCGGGCCGUGCUGCUGUCGCGGUACCGGUCGGCCGGCAAGCGGCUGUUCAUGUUUGACUACGACGGCACGCUGACGCCCAUUGUGCGCGAGCCGAGCGCCGCCAUCCCCUCGGAGCGCGUGAUGCAGUCCCUGAGGCGGCUGGCCGACGACCCGAGGAACGCCGUCUGGAUCAUAUCGGGGCGCGACCAGGACUUUCUCAAGCAGCACCUGGGGCACAUUUCCCGGCUGGGCUUCUCGGCAGAGCACGGCAGCUUCAUGCGGAACCCGGGGUCGGAGAAAUGGGUCAACCUGGCCGAGGAGUUUGACAUGGGCUGGCAGGCGGAAGUGAUGGACGUGUUUCAAAAGUACACGGACCGAGUUCCAGGCUCCUUCAUCGAGCGCAAGCGGUGCGCCCUCACGUGGCACUACCGCCUCGCCGACCCCGAGCAGGGCCUCCACAUGGCCCGCGAGUGCCACAAGGAACUCGAGGCCACCGUCGCCGGCAAAUGGGACGUCGAGGUGAUGCCCGGCAAGGCCAACGUGGAGGUGCGCCCGACCUUCAUCAACAAGGGCGAGAUCGCCCGGCGCCUGGUGGCCACGUACCACAGCCCGGAGGGCCAGGCGACGGAGCUGGACCGCAGCCCCGGGCGCGUCGAGUUCGCCCUCUGCAUGGGCGACGACUUCACCGACGAGGACAUGUUCCGCAGCCUGAACGGCGCGGCGGGCGGGGUGCUGCGCCCCGAGGACGUCUUCACCGUGACGGUGGGGGCGAGCACCAAGGUGACGCUGGCCAAGUGGCACCUGCUGGAGCCCGAGGACGUGAUUGAGUGCGUGGCCCUGCUGGCGGGGGUGGGGGACGCCGCGAGCCUGCGCCAGAUGGGCGAGGUCAACCUGGCGGCGCUGAGCGCGGUCGAAGGGCACAUUCCGGCGUCGGAGACGGCGGGGCUGUAG